This is a messenger RNA of Haliaeetus leucocephalus (bald eagle), 1349 nucleotides long. It is a transcript of the gene RLBP1, whose product is annotated as retinaldehyde binding protein 1. The record is from RefSeq and is a predicted model, not a curated record. Lineage: Eukaryota; Metazoa; Chordata; Aves; Accipitriformes; Accipitridae. The coding region runs from base 226 to 1176 and encodes 316 amino acids. Gene Ontology annotation, cellular component: membrane. Gene Ontology annotation, molecular function: phosphatidylinositol bisphosphate binding. The transcript has 8 exons.
UGCCUGGGUUUGUGCUGACUUAAUUACAAAGCUGCAGUGAGUUGAUGCCUUGUGACGGUCUAAUCCCAACCCGGUGACUCUACAAAGCUUUCGCCCGGCUAUCUUGCUGCUCCACUCCAGCCUUGCCGUCCGUGCGUCCAUCUCGGCCCCGUGCACUGACCCUCUGCAGACGGUUCAGCUUUUCCUCUCCCUGUGUCCUGCAGCCAACAGAGGACAGAGGACAACAUGUCUACAGUUACGGGCACCUUCCGCAUCGUCUCGGAGGAGGAGCAGGCCCUGCGCACAAAGCUGGAGCGCCUCACCACCAAGGACCAUGGCCCUGUCUUCGGGAGGUGUGAGAAGAUCCCCCCGCACACCCUGCAGAAGGCAAAGGACGAGCUGAACGAGACGGAGGAGCAGAGGGAGGUGGCGGUGAAGGCGCUGCGGGAGCUGGUGCAGGAACGGGCGGGCGGCGAGGAGGUGUGCAAGGCGGUAGCUGAGAAAGUGCAAGGGAAGGACGACUCCUUCUUCCUCCGCUUCAUUCGCGCCCGCAAGUUUGACGUCCACAGGGCCUAUGACCUGCUGAAAGGCUACGUGAACUUCCGCCAGCAGUAUCCUGAGCUCUUCGACAACCUGACCCCCGAGGCCGUGCGCAGCACCAUCGAAGCUGGCUACCCCGGCAUCCUGGCUAGCAGAGACAAGUAUGGCCGGGUUGUGAUGCUCUUCAACAUUGAGAACUGGGAUUACGAAGAGAUCACCUUCGAUGAGAUCCUUCGUGCCUAUUGUGUUAUCUUGGAGAAGCUGCUGGAAAAUGAAGAGACCCAAAUCAACGGUUUCUGCAUCAUUGAGAACUUCAAGGGCUUCACCAUGCAGCAGGCAUCAGGGAUCAAACCCUCUGAGCUCAAGAAGAUGGUGGACAUGCUGCAGGACUCCUUCCCAGCACGGUUCAAGGCCGUCCACUUCAUCCACCAGCCUUGGUACUUCACCACCACCUACAACGUGGUCAAACCUUUCCUGAAGAGCAAACUGCUGGAGAGGGUCUUUGUGCACGGGGAGGAGCUGGAGUCCUUCUACCAGGAGAUCGACAUUGACAUCUUACCAGCAGACUUUGGUGGCACCCUGCCCAAGUACGACGGCAAAGCAACUGCAGAGAAGCUCUUUGGGCCCCGCAUUGAGGCUGAAGACACAGCACUCUAAACUGGGAUCCGCUUCCCUUCCCCUGUAAAAUAGGAUCAGAGGUGGCCCUCUAACCCCAACCACCUCCUUAUUGUAGCAUUGAUUGAAUGACUGCUCGUGAUGAAGCGCUCUGGGCACGUUGCUCCAUGCCUGUCCCUCCCCUCCCCAAACCUGGCAGCAGGCUGCCUGGCAGC